AUGAGCUCGCCGGACAAUGGCUCGCUAUGCGGCCACCGAUGCUGUGGUAGACAGCACCUUGUCAAACACAUCAAGCGGCAUCACAAGUCUAGCCCAUCCGAGCGUUCACGUGGCGCAAACACCGCGGUCAGGGGUGAAACCAUGGCUCAAUUGCCGACUCCCGCUGCAGACUACCAUCCACCAGCAAUCAAAUCAGAGGCCAAGCAGCCCGAACGAGAGGUUGUUGAUCUCGACUCAUCUCCGGAGCCCGAAGAGCAAGACAUCAAGCCUGGCAGCAAUGCGCAAAGUGAGACCAACAGCCAGCAGGCCGGUCUGCUGGAUCGCGAGCGUUCGGAACAGGUGAUGCAAGAAGAGUCUUCUGACGAGGAUGAUAUGCAGUUCGAGUUGACACAGCUCAAGCUCCAGAUUCGUCAGAACGAGCUUGAACACAGCCUCCGCAAGAAGCGUGAGACGGGAUAA
Molecule: messenger RNA, 459 nt
Organism: Fulvia fulva
Lineage: Eukaryota; Fungi; Ascomycota; Dothideomycetes; Mycosphaerellales; Mycosphaerellaceae
Exons: 2
Coding region: 1-459 (152 amino acids)
Source: RefSeq, a predicted model, not a curated record